CUUACAUCCAUCGAUUUCAAAGUCCAAACAAUGCAGUACGGUUUCAAUUUAGUUUCUGUCGGAAAGAGGAACGUCCUGUGCCCGGUCUGAGCUACUUUGGUUACACAACGCAUUUCUGACGGGUGAAAUUUCCGAAAAGCGUCCUUUUUCUACAAGGUAGGGAAAGAGGUGUUGAUCUACUUGGCUAAAGAAGUUCUACUCUUUUCAAACUUAUUAUCAGAGUCUAAUUUGAACAUGUACCGAAGAUCUAAUAUAACCUUUGAUGCAUGUGAGUAAAAUCAUACAGUGCCGAGACUAUAAUGAAGAGAAAAUGAAGAAGUUCUACUUUAAUCACUUUUAAUUUGCGUUGCCACAAUUUUCCAACAGAAAGUAUAGUUUUCCAACUUUUUUUCUUAAUCUCUUUAAAAACAGACGAAUUUUGGAGUCCUUUGAAGGUAGUAAUCAUACAUGGUUAUUGAGGUGUACAGGGUAGUUUUAACUAUUACUUCUGGGGGCAGAGGGUGAAAUGUUUCAAGAGACAAAUCAAAUAAUGAUAAGCUACAGAACAGCUAGUGUGAUUUUUCAAGGACCAAAGAGUUAUAAGGAACUUUUCGAGUAAUCUUUGAGUUAAGGGAUGAAAAAGAGAGGAUGAAAGAUAGAAGAAGAAAAUUUUCAAGCAGACCUUUCUUGUGGAAGGUGGUCAUAACUUUUGAGUCUACGUAGAAAAUCGUUAGUGUGGCCAUUCAAAAGAAAGCAACUGGGCAGUACUACGGCUUUCCUGUGGUUCUCAGUGUUUAUUAUGCUGUACAAGGUGGUUCUAGGUUUUGUGUCUGUAAAUGAAAUCCAAUAAGCUUUACCAUUCAAAAGACAGCUUUUGACAAAUGUUCCUGCAGCACUAUUUAUUACGCAAUACAAGGUCAGCGGAGUCUGUAAAGUAACCAUUCAAAUAUAAACUACCUAGAAGCAGCACUUAUCUGAAGUGCUGCUGUAAAGGUCCGUAUUUCAUUCAUGAAGAUGAAAUACUGAAGUGCUCGGACUGUUCGACUUAAACCUCGUUUAUUAAGCACAGAUUUUUAAUGUAACAUUUUACCGAUUCGUUACUGCAUGCUCAAUAAAAGUAACUAAGUAACACACCCACUCAGGAACAUUAUACGAUCUGUAAAAACCGAUAAAAUAGUCGCCAGCGAAUUGAAGAUUUUGUGCCCUAACUAAGCAAUUCAGACAGAGAUGUAACAAUAUGCUACAAACAUCCGCUAACUCUAUAGUCUUGAAACUAAUGUGUCGGUUAGUGAGUAAUCAGAUACUAUAUCGAAGAUAAUUUCAUUUAAUGCAGACAUCAAUAGUAUUAAACAUAAACCGUGAUUAUGAAAUGGCACAAAUCUGGGUUAACCAGGGGCCGAUUACCCGGGCUCAUGAACGCCAAUUGCUCUAUCGUAUUAAAUUGUGAAAGGUCAUAACGUCACCUGUAGAAACUUUAGUCAGGAAAACAUGGAGACCGACAGCCAAUUCUGCUCACUAAUACCGAUAUUUUUGAAAUCCUGUUCUUUAAUAGAUUUGGACUAUCCUUCAUAAAAAAGAAAAAACGCAACAACAAAGUAAAAAACUUCAAUUUCAGUUAUGAGUAAGACAUACAACGUAUGACUUCUACUUGGAGCACAAACACUAAGAAAAACGAAACUGAAUUUAUUAAUUACUUAUUUCAUAUCGUAGCUUCUUUCAUUGAAAAAAAAGGAAUAUUAUAGUCUUUCAGAUCAGAAUCGCUGGUGAUAAUGGGGCCUUUAACAGCUCAAGUUCAUUGAUAACGACACAGUCUGUUCAGCAAUUCCUUUAUUUCCUAAGUGCCCAUUAAAAAAACAUAUACUGUAUUUUAUCAGACUCAAGUGAAUUAGUAAAAUCUCAUAAUCAAAAACUAUAUGCACUACUGUAGUUAUAAAUAUACUGUUUUCAAAAGAGAUGUGAAAUGCCGAUCAUUUUUUGGACUUUUAUAAGGUAACAUUGCCCUCUAUUUCUCCCGUUCUGAGAAUGGUUUUUUUUAAAAUUCAGUCAGAGACAGAUAAGACCAGGAAAAAUAUUCUAGUUCGCCCAAAAGGAGUUUGAACCUACAUGACCUCUGGUUAGCUAGUAGUCUAGAUUCUCUACCAGCGAGCUACAAGAGACGCGUAGGAGUUAAGGCCAUUAAACUAGGUUAAUGUGACAAACAUCCUUUGUACUGCUAAUGCUACGACGGGAGUGUUAACAGAUGGCCUUUAGCAGCGAUAAUCAUAAAAAAAAUGAGAUCGUGGAGUUCAGUAGGCCUGCCGAAUAAAUGAGAAUAAUUAUUUUUUGCGUCAAAUGACACAGGAUUAUCGGGAAAAAACCGAUUUUUUCCAACAGGAGUCAGUGGACUAAACGAUUCUCCUAUGUUUUGUACGGUGUCACUGAGAUAAAGAUCGUGAGAAAAAAGGAAAUGAUUAUCAGUGCUCAGAUAAGUCUUUCAAUUGGGUCGUUACAUUAACCUGGCUCUUGAAAUAAACGCAGUGACCACCCGAGUUAGCAAGAUGGGUGGUCCUUUAACGUUAGAAUCGAGCACGAGAGCAUAAAAUCACACACAAGAAAAAAAUGCUCUGUAAGAUUAUGCAAUGUUGUCAUUCGUGUUGAAAGGGGAUAUGUCGCGCUAUUUGCUAUCUUUUUUUAAAAAAAGCGCAAACUUUUCUCGCAUCAAAUGGAUUUCAGAAACAAUGGUCCAGUUUUGUUAUUUAAGACUAUAUUUAAGCAUUGAAACUGUUUCCUUUCGUCUGACGCAACGGAUGGCAAGGAUGGACAUGGAUUAAAGGUCGAAAAAGUUGGGCCAACCUUUUCAAGUUCUAAUGCAAUGCCUGCAAAACUCACCAAAAACAUUGUUAUGGUUAGUGAUUGCCUAUGAAAUCUGUCUGAUAUCUUCUUCACAACUCCACAAGAGCAUUUUGUGUAUGGGUAAAGGCACUAAGCAAAAACUACCUACCCCUCCCCUAAGCCCACAUUUUGCCCUAAGUAAGAACUAAGUGUUAAUCUUGGUUUAGGGGAGGGGUAGGUGGGCAGUUUUCCAGAAACGUAAAAUGAUCCCAGAAUUGACCUGAAAUAGCAGUAUCUUCCUGACAGAGCCUCUUUAACACUUUCAUUCCCAGAAUGAAUAUUUAACACUUAUUGAACGAAGUUGAGCAAAAUAUCGUGAUUUGUCAGUGGCGAGCAGAUCAAUUAUCUGCCGAAGCCGAAGGCUGAGGCAAAUAAUUAAUCUGCAAGACACUGAAAAAUCACGGUUUUUCGCGAUAACCGAGUUCAAUAAUUGUUUUAUCAUUCGAUGACCGAGUCUUUUAAUUUUUUUAAUUAUUUGAGAAAAGAACUGCCAUUUUAACGCAAGAGCAAUGGCAAGAAGGAAAAAAGCGUUGUUUCAUUUACGUAUGAGCGAACAUGCAGUUAAACACAGUUGGACGACAUUGCGCAUGAGCAGACCAUCAUUUGUAGGUAGUUAUUUGUAGCUCACAUGUUGGCCUCUCGUCCAAUGAAAAGGAAGAAAAAUUUGCAUGGAAUGAUGAGUGUUGUGAGGUGGUUCUAACUUUUGAGACUGUUGACCAAAACGUUUGUUGCGACCAUUCAAAUGAAACCUCUUUGGUAGUACCUUCACAAGGUGCUACUUGUUUUUCAGCAUUUUGCGAAAGAAAAUUUAGAAAUUUUGAUGAAUGAAAUGACUUUGGCCACUUCUGCGAGUGGAUUUUAUUCCUUUUUGGAAAGUUAAAGAUUAAAUUGCCAUAUUAGCUCGCUAGAGGCAAUUAUAUCAAUCAAAGAUUAAAGCCGAUCAUCCGUACUGACAACAAGGAUGCCUCACUCUCUAGUAAUUUCACGCUGAAACAAGAUUUCACUAAGAGAGGAACCAAACUAACCUACAACUGACAUGGGAGGACGAGGAGUUUUCUCUUUUUGGAAUUGAGUAACGAAACAGAGCAGAGAGAUGCUACAAUUGCCUGAACAAUCAACAGGAAGCGCUAAUCUACAACCUUUUUCUGGAACUGAAAAGUUCAGAAGAGACUGACAAGCACAAUGUUCCGAUAAAGUUAAUCUAUUCAUAAGCUUUGGAACAAAGGCUCUUUGUACUGAAAACUCCCAAAGAUCAAUAUUCACACCUAACCACAACAGAUUUCAGGAAACGCGAAAUGUAGGUGGAUCUAGGUUUUAUUUAAAAGGGUCAAAUUCUCCCACGUAAUACGUCUGGCUGCUUUCGUAACUAAAAUAGCUCUUUACACUUAAAGCUUGCCUUCAACUGUUAUUUUGUUGUAUAACUAAUAAUCCAAGUUUGAGUUUGACAUUGUCACAAACUCUGUGUAAGCCAAGGAAAUAGAAAUAAUACGUGCGCAUUAAAAAGGAUGGAUUUUGAGAGACCAUGCAGGCUUUAGACUAUUUAAACUGCAAAAACUGAUCGAAAAAGUAAGGUACUUUAGGGAACUAGACACAAUUUUAUUAAGUGAAAUGGAAUGGACUGACUCAGCACUUAAUUCUAAGCUUUUAAAUGGAACAACCUCAUUUCAUCAUCUGAGCAUUGCGCAACGUUUCGAGUUGUCAAUCAAGCGAAGGUUUUAGCAUUGACGGCCGACAGAACUCAGACUUUUUUGUGCGUUAGCUGAGUCAUGAUUCGGUCCGCAUGGCUUUCGCCAAGUGGCGGAUAUAAUGUACGCACGGUUUUUUCACGUGUCUGGGCAAUAAUUAGAAAGAAAAGGGAGCUAAUUAAGUAGCAGCUCACUUGAUCCCUCUACCGCCUUUCAGUCUUUAGAUAAAUGAUUGAAAAGAUCUGUAAAUUGCUGGGGUACACCCACAGUAUUAAGCUGUGCAAUAAUUAUUGUAAUGGGAAUGCUUUUUAAUACUUUCACCCCUAAAAUCACCUUGAAUCGAAGUUAUUCUUUCUUUGCCAAAGCAACUUCGUAAAUGUAGACAAAUAAUACCCUGUGAAGGUACUCAUGUUGAAGAGAUUUUAUUUGAAUGGUCACACCAUAUGAUUCUGUCCACAGUUCGAGGGUUUAAGUAGCAUAAAUAACGCUCAGACUGCAAAGGUUAAGGAGGUGUGUGCCAUUUAUAACUUUUAAGAGUCCUUAGACACAUUUACUAGAUGAUUAAAACAAAGGAAAAAAGAAACAUAAUUCCAAGGGUAACAAUCGAUGAAUGUAGAUAUCUGAGUGCGAAAGAACUGUUGUAUUCAUACUGACUGGGUUGUUCAGAAAUCAAGAAAGAAAUUUGCUGCAAAAGGUGAAUAUUGUAACAAAACAAAAAACUGACCACAUUUUUCGGCUGUUGAUAACUGCUGCUAUAAUAGGUACGUCGGAGAUAACUACAAGACUUGUAUACACCUUGUUCGAGUACCCAAUUCAGGGAAAGAUAAGUCUCUGUUAUAGAGGCCUCUUGGGUAAAUUUAGUAGUAAACUCUCAGGACUUUAUUAAGUUGUUUGUUAAAAUGACUUUUAAUUUCCGCUGGGAAAUAAUAUCAAGAUAUCGGCAAGAAAUAUUAAAAGUGGAAAGAAUUUAUAAAAUGCUGAUUAAUUUUUUGUGAUAAUAUGUUUCAGAUAUCGGAGCUUGUUACUUUGUGGAGAAAACAAAAAAGCGCUGAAGGAUAUUAAUUCUGUGGCGAGGGCCUUGCGAGACUCAAACAGCUCCGCCAACGGGGAAAACGUAGCUUCAGGCCAACAGGAAAAAACUUGGAACGUCAUGAAGGUUAACAAAACUGAAAUGGACCAAGCAAUGGAAUGCUUAUUCCAAACGGUAAGUCAAAAGAUACGUUCAAAAAUUGUUGUGAACCUAAAAUUUUAUGGCAAUGCAUUUUUCUAUUCUUUUUUUUAAAUUUUUUUUUACUAGCUAAGAGCUUGCGGUGGCUCUGAAUUGCCUUUUCUCGUUUGUAAAACUGGGUCUGUAUCAUACUUCAAAGUAUGCUGACUUUUCGUGCAGCCAAAGUAAUUACCCAGUUGAAGCUCUUGAUAGUCUGCACGCAAUUUGCGCGAGCACCGCGCGGAACGAGGGCGGGAUCUCUUAAAUAACUAAAUGACGUAGUUAAAGCAAUCAACCAAUAAACCAGAGCUGUAUCAACAUGACCCUUUGCUAUAUUCAUGGCACAAUAAUUGUCUUUUUCCGCUUUAUAUGGUCUCAUAAUGAUUUGCAGUUAUACCGCUUUGACACACGAACAUUAUGCAAAUGCAAUUUUCUAUAUAAGACUUUCGGUAGAGUUUAAGUGCUCAGUGUGUCAAACAGCUCACACUUAAAAAGAUGCAACUUUUAGCCAGUGUUGAAUGGAUAGGAGAGGUAAGGCAUUACUCUUCUUAUACAGAACACGGCCCUUUUUGUCCAGAUGACGUCCGUACAUUAUGAUCUAAAGUACCGGCUUUAAAGACGUAGUAAUUACUGCUUUCAUUUUAAGAGCGCACUCUUGAGUUCCAUUCAGACUUGAAAGUUCAGAGAGAAAGAACCCUUUGAGCUCAUAGCGCACGUGAAAUUGCAAAAAGUAGAUAAUGAAUCGCCCGUUAGAAGUUUAAACGAAGGUUUUACUAUUAAGGAGGAGAAGUUGAAAAAGCUUAUUUUGUCGAGACGUUACUCACGUCUAUACCCCAGAAACCUUAUGUAUCCACUCAUUUUAAGCAGGUAAAAACCUGGCAUUUUGCCAGCUAAGGCCAGUGUAUAAGGGUAAGAACUUGAAAUCUGAUUUCAAUUCAUUGGAAAACCGUGAUAACAGCCUCAAUGUUUUUAUUUAAAACAGUGAAAUUUUGGCAUUACAUUCUCUUCUUUCUGUCCCCGAAUUUUUCACCACCGUUUUAGCUUAAACCCUAGAGAAAGUUCAAUUAACUUUAAAAGAGUUUUUGGGAACUUUUCGUGAGUAUGUUUGGUUCAGACAUAGAAAUAUGAAAUGAUAGGAACUCAAAACAAGCCUUGAUAAAUUACGCCGCUUGGGAACUCUAAAUUUAACACAGGAAAGGACGAAAGAGCAGAAAAACUACGUCUUAAACGCAUCCGCCGGACUUGAAAGUGAAGUGAUCAAUAUUAACAAGCAGACCAUAACUUACAAACGCUUUAAAAGACAAGAAGCUAUUGUAGAUGCAGGAAGAUGCUGCGUACUUUCACUCUAAAGAUAGGCGCUGAAGGCAAGCAGUUUUACCAAUGAAAACCUUUAACCUCAAUCCCUAAGACUUCAAAAAUGCAUAUGAGAAGAAGCAGCGAUAUCUCUAAAUCAAACAAGAGUGCAAAGGAAAUGAUUUGAAGUGGAGCCAAAAAUAAAUGGUUCUUUUAGAUUUUCGGUGCAACAGUAUCUUUCUUCUAGCAGUGGAGAGGCUAUAAAGAUAAAUGAAUUAUUUGGAUUUGUUACGAAACCAUAAGGAGACUUUGAAGAAUAUACAAAUUAAUUUGUCAACUUUCAAUUAGACGGGCUUCAACUCUAUUGGCUUGCAUGACCCUGUCGAGGAGUAACCAAUACCGAACACCUUUCGUAACUUUCAAAUUCACGCAAUCCUCUUUGUUUAGGCAAACUCAAGUUAUCGCCGUCGAUCUUUAUCUGUUUUGGAAUCUAAAAAUGGAUUUCUUUUUUGUGCCGUUGGCAUAAAAUGCCCCGAGACUAAUUGUUAACACCAACACAAACUCGAGCUGCAGUCUACCGCGCUUCGUUUUCGCAAAAUUUGUCGAAAUUGUGACAAAGCAAAUUUGCUAGUCUUUACGCUUUACUGGUUGAUGAUUCUAUGGCUUUAUGACGUGUUAAGCCACUUGAGUUAUAUCCACGCCUAAUUCAACGGGCCGCUGGUCUCACGAAAAUGCUUUAAAUAAAACAAAAACAUGAGAUCCGGUGUGUUACUUCCAUUGGAUAAUCAGAUGCAAAAACCGACGUUUACUAGAUCUUGCAGUUUCGGCGAGAUGUCAUCUUCAAAAACGCUGAUGUAUAAUAAGUGUUUAAAAGGGUGAUGGAUUCAUGGUUUCGCGAGCGAGUAAUUGCUCGUUAUGCAAAUUCUUUGUUUCACGGUGAUUUUUGUUUGAUCGACGAUCACCUAGCGGAAAAGCAGAAGCCAAUAAUGAGAAAAAAAUUAACUGAAGCUUGAAAUCCUUAGAAAUAUUUAAGGGCAACUAGUCAGCUCUUUCUCUCUCAAGAGUGCCCAAACAAAAAAUAAUCAAGAAAAAAGUGCCAUGACUUUUAAGUAUUUUUUGUAAAUAAAAUACUGAAAAACAAAUGGUACAGAGCGAAGGUACUGCUAAAGAGGUUUCACUUGAAUGGUCACACCAAACAAUUUCAUCUACAGACUUAAAGAAAGUUAGAGUAACACAUUGACGUCUUUGUAAUUGAGGUAAUUAGCAAAGGUGCAGUAACAUCAGCUGAAAAGUCGCGGGUCAUCACAGACUCCAAAACUUGUUCACUGCUCUUUGGUAAACUAUGAUCUCUAACUUGAGUUUCCAUCAGUUUUUUCCAGUUCAAAGGAAACGAGAAGGAAAUCUGAUUGCGAACAACAAAACAAAAAAUUUCCAUCCAUUUAUAAGUUAGAAAUCACCUUGCACAAUACAUAUGAAACAAAAAUCGAUACCACAACAACCUACCGCCCACUAGCUGGCUUUUAUUUUGUUUGUCAAAGCUAAGAACGUCAUUUCCGACACAAAGGCAAGAAAAACCUUUAAACAGCACAGUACGGUGUCACAGAAAAGCUCAAGUGCAUUCAUUUGAACGUUCACACUUAAUGAUUUCAUCCGCCGACACCAUUACAGGAAACUACUGCUCAGUAGCUUUCAUUUGAAUGUUGACACGGCAUAAUCUCGUCCACACAUUCUGCAAAACGGAUAGAACCACUUUACACAACAUAUUAAAAACAUUACCGCAGGAAAGUACUCAUUCAGUAACUUUCAUUCAGAAAUGGAGUCACAUUUAAUGAUCUCGUUCACAGACUCAGUCAGGGCCACUAUAAUAUGUACAUUAUAAAAACAGUACACCAUUGAGAAAGAAUGCCUCAGUAUCUUUCAUUGAAAUGGUCUUUAUAUCCACGAUUAAUAAUUUCGUCUACACACUCAAAAGUAAGAACCACUUUACACAAAAUGAAAAUAACAACACAGGAAAGUAAUAUUCAGUGGGUUUCACUGGAACGGUCGCACUUCCUGAUCUCGUCUACAAACUCAAACGUCAGAACCACUUUAAGCAACAUUGUAAAAAUAGCAACAGAGGAAAGUAAUGCUCAGUAGCUUUCAUUGGAACGGUCACACUUAUAAAUUCAUGCGUAGAUUCAAGCAUUGAAACCACAUUGCGCAACAUAAUUUAAACAGUAGUACAAGAAAGCAUUGUGCAGUAGCUUUUAUUGAGUCACUGCAGCCUCAAGUAAGGAUGCCGACACAAUUUGCUAAAAGCCUAGGGUAGCACCGUCUUCCGUACCAUUGAGAAAGAAUGCCUCAGUAUCUUUCAUUGAAAUGGUCUUUAUAUCCACGAUUAAUAAUUUCGUCUACACACUCAAAAGUAAGAACCACUUUACACAAAAUGAAAAUAAUAACACAGGAAGGUAAUAUUCAGUGGGUUUCACUGGAACGGUCGCACUUCCUGAUCUCGUCUACAAACUCAAACGUCAGAACCACUUUAAGCAACAUUGUAAAAAUAGCAACAGAGGAAAGUAAUGCUCAGUAGCUUUCAUUGGAACGGUCACACUUAUAAAUUCAUGCGUAGAUUCAAGCGUUGAAACCACAUUACGCAGCAUAAUAUAAACAGUAGUACAAGAAAGCAUUGUGCAGUAGCUUUUAUUGAGUCACUGCAGCCUCAACUAAGGAUGCCGACACAAUUUGCUAACAGCCUAGGGUAGCACCGUCGUCCGUACAGGAUGAUGACAUGGGAAAUUAUUGCACGGAGUAGCAUGCUUUUAUCAAUCGUCACACCCGUUAAAGAUGUCAGUGGGCGACUCCGUCACACUGGAACACAUGACAAGCAAUCGAAAUUAUCGUUCCUUUUAUUCUGGUGGAGGAAAGACACAGUGUAACAACAAAAAAUGUCAGUAAACAUUACUUAGAAUGAAUCGAUGAGCGGAAGCUUUUAACGUGAACACUGUGUGAUUCAACGAUCUCUAACUGCGAUAUAACUCUCUGAACAACUGGAAAAAUAUACCUUAAAUGUUCUCGUCAUGGCUCUAAACCUGCAAAAAAAAAACUCGACACUGAAAAACAGGGCCAAAGAAAACCUCAGAAGGUUAUGAUAACAAGAUCGAAAAUCUAAAUUUCAAGGCAGAGGUUUGUGCAAAGGAGGCGGAGGCAUAUUUUUCAAAAUAUCCGGAAUACGUGAUUUAAAGACCUUUCGAAAAAGAAGAUCAUAUGAUUACUCCACUUAGACUGUGCUUCCAGAGAUUUCCAGCUAAACCUGAUUGCGAAACGAAGAAAACCACUAAUAGCAAAUUAUUUUCCUUCAUAAAUACAUCAACGAACCCGCUAAAAAAAAUAAUACAACACUGGCUCGCCUUUUCAAGGUAACAGUCGGUCUCGUAAAGAUAGACCCAAGAUAAUCGGUUUGUAUUCUAGAAGCUUCAACGCUUUCCUAAUGGGAACACGGUUUCUGGAGACGGAAAACUAAAAAAAACCUAAUUUGAAAUUUAAAAACAACAACAACAACAAAAUUUACAGCUUCACCUUACUAUGUACUACUUCGUAAUUAAGUGAAGCAAGAGAGCAAAUGUCAAGCUGUUGUUGACACAAUCAGCUCGGUAAAACACUCUCAGAUUGUACUUAACGCUUACAACAUUUUUUUCACAAAUUAUUUUUGCUGAAUAUGGCUGGCCAAUGCUUUUAUCUUUACGUUGAACAAAUGUUAUCUAGUCACGCAUAAGUCCGGCCUUUCCAUCGUGCUCCGGAAACACUUUUUGACUAUAAAAUGAUACCUCUUGUUAGUUCAGGAUUUCCGACGUUGGCACGAGAUACAAACCAUACGUGAAACGACAGCGGUACGUAGGACUUGCUCGUGUCGGCUGGCAUAGAAAACAACCAACGAUAAGUAACAGAUUAAUCUGUUUGGCUUAACAUCGUGGCAAAUUUGCACGAGAGGAAAGGUUAUAGGGAAUGAAGUGUCAGUUUCGGUAAGAAUCUAUCAAAUUUGCUAAUUUUAUAAAGUGCAAAGUCAAUUAGUUUAUGGGGCUUAAAGGUGAUGUUAUCUCACGCGAAUACGGUAAUACGCUGUGUCGGUGUUACAGUUGUAUCACACCCGUUACACUAAUCGCAGUUCGUUUGGUACAUUACUGUAAUCGAAGAAAAGAAGCUUCAAGGUACAUCAGAUCGUUUAAACCUCAUUUUACACAAACUGGUUUUACAGAUGCUUGAAAUACUUGAGGCUUCCUGCCCACGAAACAAGUGCUUCACGUUUGCUUUUCUCAUUUCGUUGCACGACGUGUGUUCGCGAGUCACGAACCCGAUCAAAAGCAACCAAACAACAGUUCACGACGGUAAAAAAACAACCUUUUGGUAUUUCUCAAGCAGCUCUUAAAGGUAAUCUUCUUUUCCCCUUUGAUAACAUCGCUGAGAUCCUUGUGAUAUUCACGAGCAGAGCCAAUAAUAUAGCGAGGUUUUGUAGCCAUCGGCAAGGAAAAAGACAUGUCUAGCUAAUUCAAAGCGAUAGAAAAAUCCGGAACUAUACAUCCAAAACAAUGGCCCAUUUCAGAUGGGUUCAAAUGCUUGUUAAUGUGAAAGCUCUAGUAGCAGAGUAAAUAUGUUUAUUUGUUUUCGGCAAGCUGUAGAAGAAAUCCAUAUUCUUGCCAUAUUCGCUUUGUUUUCCGCCCGGCGGAUAUAAAAGUUUCAUUAGAAGAAAAACAACCAUUAGUGAGAGCGGAUCUCGAGAAAGGCGGCUUGCCUUUACGUUUUUUUUUUUUAAAAAAAGACCUCGAUAUCUCAUUGCUACAAACCGCGAGGAGUGGUCAUCGCGAAAUAGCCAAGGGGUUGUUGAAUUAUAAACUUAACUACCGGUCAAAACAGUAAACUUUUAAAACCUGCUUGUUCAGAGAUAUGUUGAUAGGAAAGAUGAAAGAGUCAAGAGAUUGUGUGUUGAACGUGGGCAAGAGGUUUAGCACUUUUUUAAGGGACUUUCUUCGCGAUAAAAAAUUUUUCAGUAUCAUGUAGGUUCAUCAAGCGGCUUGUGACGUAAAGAUAGGUAAAAUAUUAAACUAAUCAACUUCGAUUCGCAAGGAAAAUUAAGCGGUUAUAUGCCAAACAAAUACCGGAAAUGAUACGUAACGCAGACUUUGUCAACAACUGUCAAAUUUGUGUCAGGGUUAAUGAAACCCUUCAAAUGCACAACCAGAAAUGAAAUGCGAGCACAGUGACCUAUAGAAAGCUCCCAAAUAAUAACCUUCAGGCAUUUUGACCCGAGGGGUAUUAUUUAGCCUACGGGAAAAUCGCAAGACGGUGGAUGAAAGGAGAAUCCAGCCACGUUAAAAGACUGCGAAAAACCAAUUCCCCGCCUUCAGAGGCCUGUGAUUGGCGGGGCGGUGAAAUUUAAUAAGUCUUAAUUAGUUGCCAUAGCUACUCAUAUGAAUAGGUGUCAAUCACAGGGGGGUUUCCUUCAGAAAAGCACUGUGACCGACGAUAAAACCCAAGGUGCUUGGGCAGUGUGUUGCAGUUUAGCAUUUCUAUUGUUUUCCACUCGUGUGUAAAGAUAAGAGAAAGGAUGCUUUCCCUUGAGUGAUUUACAUGCUUUUACAGAGUAAAGCAUCGGCUCAUUUGAACUGCGCGCGCCAGAGUGGAUCCGAAUACAUUUGCCACAACUCCUUCUAGAGGUAACCAAAAUAAGUCAAUGGGCGAAUUUUAUUAUUCUUAUUUAUCCUAAUGCGCGCGGGAAAGCAGCUUGAGUCAGUUUAACGGGGAAUGUAUGCAUUCUUUCUUGUGCUCAUUUUGUUUAAUCUUGUUUACUUUGUUAUUUGAAUGUUAUAGGGGAAUGUGAUGCGAGGACACAAUACGGACAUUAAUCUCAAGGACUACUCAGAUACGGUCAGAUACCUUGAGCAGUUCCAAGAAAUUACCAGCAAAACUUUCAGUGCCGAAUUUCAGAAAAGCGGAGCUGAAAUCACAGAGGAGACAGACGUCAAGAGGUCCCCAGAGCCCCUUCCCGCGCCUUUCAGUAUGUAUGGACCCAGUGACGGGUUUUACUCAUCUCGAGUUCAAGGCCAAAACAUUUUAAACCCAAACGUACGCAAUGGAAAUUUAGUAUCUGAAAGAGGCAUACCAAAUCAUUUCGGUUCAUUCAAGCACGCAGAGAUCGGGGUAGAGAACAUGAUUUCAGCGGAGAGAGGUGCUCCGAUGUUUGAUUAUCAUUACUCGCAGCACAAUACACACGGUGGAAUGUCCACAAACGAGGUUGCUAACUUUGCGAACGCAGCUAACACGCAAAAUGAAUUUGCGGUGGAAAAUUCCACCACACCGUUCGGUCAAGGUGUUGCAAAAGGUUGUCUGUCUCCAUCACUUCAGAAUUGUCCACAGCAAGUUGCCAUUAACCCUCUAGCUGGCUUAACAGAACUGGCCGAGAAAGCGAACUUCGCGUCUGAACUCGCCCGAAAUGGCGUCGCCGAGUCUCGUUUUAGCUCUCAACCACGCCGCGGCCAAAUAAAUGGCCCGGCUGUUCAGUACAGCUUCCCAGAAGCACCGAGAGGCCGAAGCUGGUCACGUUCUAUACCUGAAGGUGUAAACAGCUUCUUCAAUGGAGGACAGCAGCCUUUUCAAGCUGAUGAGUUCUCGCCGACUCUCUCGACAGGGAGUUCGAUUCUCACAGAUUCUGAGCUGGGAAGCCCGUGUCACUCGGCACGGCCGCGACACUUCUUCCCUUAUAGCGAGUCGGAGUCGGAUCUUUCGCCGACUGAAAUAAACCCCUAUGAUAGAUCGAGAGCAUCUUACCAGAACUACAACUCGAGAACGUUUGCAAAUUACAAACUUUGGAGUAAUCAGACUGAGUCGAUCACGCCAAAUGUAACGGUAGUUCCCGACCCAAGGAGUAAGCUGUCGCAGUUGUUCAAGUCUGGCAGUCGUAGCACCACCAAAUCGGAGGAGAUACUCAAGGAACAUUUGCAAAACUUCGGCAAGUACUUGCCAACGCAGGGAGACAAAAAGCAAGAAAAAAAAGCUGACACUGAACAAGAGAAUAGCUGGACUGGCGAGGAGGAGGUUAAAGAGAAGAAAACUUCGACAGCAGCUUCUAACGCGAAGGAAUCUAGCGAAGAGAAUACAGUGUUCCCUUGCAAAUGGGUCAACUGCGAGGGAUCCAUAUUUUCGGAACAAGAUGACUUGGUGCGCCAUAUAGAGAAAGUUCAUAUCGAUCAAAGAAAGGCGGACGAUUUGUAUAUUUGUUAUUGGAAAGACUGCAGCAGGCAACGAAGGGCUUUCAACGCGAGAUACAAGCUUGUGAUUCAUAUGAGAGUCCAUUCGGGCGAGAAGCCCAACAAAUGUACGGUAAGUAGUACGGGUAGUACAAAAGCGAUGUUUGUUUUGUAUUGUCUUAGAGUUCCUUCAGAUAGAUCGCGUCAAUUAUUUUGCACUCAAUUUGUAGGAUUGGGAGUGAUAUUGAGUCAAGAAUAGAGUUUUGGAAAUUUCUCAAUAUCGGCUCGAAUUACCUACCAAUCGAGCGAUGGGCAUCUGUUAUCGCGAAAUGUCCAAAUACAACACGUGCAAGUGAAUUCAGACUUUGCGGUUCUUGGUGCUCGUUUUGACACGAGUGGUAUUCAAAUGUCACCUUGGGCAUAAUUUAAUCAUGUUUUUAUGAGUUCAAUCACACGACGUUGCUUUCUUUGAUCAGGCAGAGAACUUUUGUCGGUUUUUGGAUGGGAAAUGAAGGUCUGCGAUGCGUGAAAUUCAGGAAAUGAGUAGACACAUAUUUUAGCAUUGCGGUCAAAAACCCAUCUCGUUUCUAGACGGCCUGUAGCUAAAGGUAACAUUCUGAUGUAGCAGGCAUUUGAAGCCACUCACGCCAGGGUCUGUGUGCAUUUGCAUAAGACACAAUAAAACCUUUGUUUGUCUUUCAGUUUGGCCUCUACAGCUACAAAUUCAAAGGCAUAUUUGUUAUACUUGUGGUUCGGAACAGUCGAAAAGAAAAACAAAUUCCCUAGACCAGAUCUCGUAAAUCACGAAACGGCUUUGCGCGUGUUUAAAUCUCUCGUCUCGCUUUUCUAAGGUCAAUAAUGAAAGCGGAGAGUUACAAGGAGGAUUUUUUUCGUCUUGGCGAACUUUUGCGCGAGAAUUUACCGCAAAAAUAUCUGCGCAUUCAAGAGCAAUGAAAGGGUUCCAUGUGGCUCAAUCGGCGGGGAUGCUAUAGAGAAUUGUUACACAAUCAAUCGUUUUCAGUCUAAAAUACCAUGUUUUCGAGAAUGAUCACUCACAAAAAACCGUAAGAAAAAAAAAUUAAGAGAACAAAAAGUACACUAGCUCGACCUCUUCAAGGUUUUUGUGUCCUAUUCUUCUUUUAUUAAUUCCGCGUGUAUGCAACCUGUUUUGAAAAGCAAUUUGUUGAGUGAGGAGAGAGGGGGGAGUGGUGUCGGAAGACUACAAAGAAAAGCUAUUGAAAGUCGCCUCAUACAGUCUUUACACUCGCAAGUUUUGUCUCCCCUUCCAAAUAAAGUUAUGAAUAUAAUUAGAUUUGGUGUGAAUUAAAAUGGACAUUGCCAUGAAAAUGGUCGCUCGGCGAUGGCUAAGGCGCGAGGCUCUCUGUUGACCUUGGGGCGAAGAAACGACCCCCGCUGUUUGCGUGAAUCGUCGUCACGGAAGACUUUGGACGGAAUUUUUGACGUAUUCCAAAAGUUGAAAACCACCUGCUCUUAGUCAAUGACAGUAUCUAGUAAUACGUUGGUCGUCAAGCGUUUUAUUUCAAGUUGGCAACACUCUAGUAAGGCAAACCCAAACAAUUCCCAUUUGACAAAGAUAGUUUUUUCUUGAGAACGCCCUAAUUGAUAUCACAAACGUCAUCGUUAAAAUGGUUUUUCUUUUAAUUAAAAUUUAUACGAUGAUUUCUUUCUGUUUAUUUCGCACUAGUGUACAAAUUUAAAGCGAUACCUGUGAUUCUUCGUGAGUGCUAAAAAAGUCAUUGUUUGAUCACCCCUUUUGUCUGUGUAAAAUCGUGCACCUGCAAUAAAUUUUUGAAGAUUGUCUUCAUUCUGUCUGGAUAAAAAGCGUUUCAAAUUGCAUAUUUAAGAGUGUGCAAACCGUUCUAUUUAGUUUAAUAUUGAAUUUUAUGGAAAACCUCAUGUAUUUUGUGGAAAUUUAAGGACAACAUUUAACCAAACAAAGCGCUAAUUGAUUUGUACUCGACUCAUGCUAUUUUCGAGGGCAAAAAAUAAUAUUCAACUGACAGCGUAUUAAAUUGCUUUUACUCAAUAUUUAUCUCUCUUUUGCAUUUAUUAAGUUUGAGUCCUAAAUCAAUCAAAAUAAAUAAAACAUGACAGUUAGCAAUUGAAUUUCUAAAUACAAAUUAAUUUUUUUGGACAUUGUGGCCAAAACAUUUACAGUAGACUACCAACAGACAGUUUAAUUUCAAAUUGAUGCAUCGCAAAAUAAACGCCUUUGUUUCUGCUUUGUGUGUCGAGGCCAUUUCAAGAAAACUGGCACUGAGGCAAAUUUGAUUGCAGUAAUUACUGAUCAGUUGUUCUUAACUAAUUUUUCUGACAAUACACUGCCCACAGAGAUUUGAACAACAGUCUUCCUAACAUUAAAUGCAGAUAUACAGUGUUUUAGAAAAAUAGAAAAUAACUUGUACAGGCUUCCUGACAAGUGUAUGCUCAUUGCUAUUUUAGGUGCCAGGACAUUAAUUACUUUUCAAAAUUUAUUAUGUUUGUUUUGAGUGACUUUCUUACAUUCACCAAUUUUGUUUAUCUUGGAUGGGUUUCCUUUCAAUUUAAUCUUACAAGUAUUAAAAGAACAGGUUCUGUAGCCUCUGGUGGCCUGUUAUUUGAUAGAUUAUUUUUUUGGAAAAAUGUGGAACUAGUUCUUGUGUUUUUGAACCCAGCUGGUGUGAUGAAUAGAUUGGUUUGAAUUUCGCCAUCCAGACUGAGGUAAACAAUUCCCAGUAAAGCACAAAGGUCUCUGUGUAGCAGUUUUACCAUAACUGUAUAUGUAUAUUCAUAUCUUUUGGCUUUAACAAAAAUUAGUUUCUCUUGCCAUUUUAAUGAUAGAAUUGUAGAUUCGCUUUUUGAAAUACAUUGCAUUGCAUAAGUAAAUUACUGCUCCAUGACUGACAUGAAUGGUCAUGUUAUAGCCACCCUCGACGGCAUAAUGUUUUUAACAACACCAGUGAAAAGUAGCUAGCACUAUGUAUUCUUCAUGUAUCUGUCCAGACUUCAGAAUUUUAUCCACAAACUUGAAAAUAUAAGAAGCUGUCUCAUCAAACAAGAUAAAAUUAUUAUUGUGAAAAGUGAACUGCUCUGCAAUAAAUGUUUAAUGAAUAUAUGUUACUCCUUUGAAGUGAAGCAAGUGUAUAGAGUUGCACACAGAAUAAGUCGAGUACCAUCUAUUUGUCUUAUGAAACACAUAACCAAACACAUUCCGAUUUUUAAAGCUUAAGUUCUUUGAAACAAAGACGUGGGAUGCGGACAUAAACAAUGAAAAAAAAAAACGUUCUCAAGCUGAAACAAGUAGUCAUCUGGUAAAUUAUUACAGCUGUAUUUAACAAAAACUACAAAGAUAGUUCAAAAUGAUUUCAUAGUUUUAGGAAACAAUAUGAAAGAGUGCAUCUAUGUUUCACUAAAAGUUAAGCUAUUCCAUAUUUAUUUGUAGGAGUGAUAAUGUUCUUUCAAAAACUUCAAGUUGGUAAUAUAUUAGAAAUUCCCUAAUGUUGUUUUUGAGUGAGUUCGAGAUCAUUUUGUCUCAUGAAAGCAUUCCACUGUUUUUAGUAGUCUUGAAGUCUCAGCCUUUUAGAUCUUUUGAAGGAGAGUUUACAGUCAUCAGAAUUCAGGUCAUUGGCACUGCCAAUAUCAAGAUUAAAUUUGAUAUUAUUUUGUUGACAUUUGAGAUACUAUUUUAAAAUCAAAUAUAUAUUGGUCAGUGAGUGAAAAAUAUUCACUUCCUGGUGACCAUAAGCAUCUGUUCAAGACCAACAGUACAGGUUUGCAUUGACAUAUUUUGUCUUAAACUUGUGUACUCUGUCUUGGACGAAAAACACAUAUUUGGUGAAAUAACAAAGAAGCAAUGUCUAGCCAUUGGAAACUUAAGCACUUGAUUAUGCAUCGUAAGUCUCAAGAAGGUUCAAAAGACAAUGGAGAGAUUAAAGUCAUAAUGUUCCUCUGUUAUCCCCACAAACAUCAUGUUAUUCCCAAACACAAACAUCGUUGUUUCUAAUCCAGACGAAAGACAACAUCACAAGUGGCUUUUUGAGACAAAUCCAGCGAUUUGGCUUAAGAGGUUAAGUGCGGAUUUCCACUGUCAAUAGGACAGGAACUGAAACUGGCGUUAUGUACAGAAUACUAAUGUAAGAAGAGGUGUAAGCCUUCAGUACUUGCAUAACUCGUCCAACCUGACCUGGCCAAGGCUGCGCUCUCAGGAAAACAGUAGGGAGCCCAAUAAUCCAGGGUUGCCUAGCAUUUAUUUUUCGUUGAAAAAGCAAGGGUUUUAAGGGUGAAAGUAGGUCAUCAGCGGGCCACCAGGCACUAUUACACGCUAGAGCAUACCAAGGGGACAGAGGAUUGGAAAUCCAUCUUAAUCUUGAUGUCAAUCACCAUGUUCUGAAAGUAAUUUUCUCACAGUACUUUUGUGAUUACAUUAUUUUGUAUUAAGUUGCUCCGGUUUUGCUGUUAUUCCACUGAUUUGUUGGCUAGGCAAAUAAGCUUGUGUUAUUUGCACUGUCUCCAGAACAUUCCUUCUUUGACGUGUUUUUACUUUUUACUAACACAAGUUGUGUGGAUUUUUUUUCUUUGAUUCCCCUUUUUCUGAAAAAAUAAACAACAUACUGCAAUAGCUCUUCUUGACGAAAGAAUUUCUCAGGCAUGCACCUUAAAGAUAUUGCAAAAUAGUUAUUAAUUUAUUCCACCUACAGACCUGUGUUUUUCGAAAACAAGAUAUAUAUAUAGAACACAGAAAAUGUCACACUUCUUUCUUCUAAGAUAGACAAAUGACAUAUACUUGAGAAACACUGACAGUACAUGUAUUUUAUCCAUGAACUAAUUUUUUAUUGUUCAAAAGGUGGAUGUUUCUAUCCAAUUAUUACAUGUAAUAAAUUGCUAUCCAGUGGUUCGAAUCCUGUUGAAGCCCUGACUUUUUUCAGGCUUCUUCUUUCCAAUUAAUUGGAAAAUUUACUGCGAUGAUCAUUCUUCACUUUUCUUUCUUUCUUUUCAGUGGAUGUCUUGUUUGUUUUCCUUAUAGUUCUCCAGUUAAAUGUGUUUUAUCAAUAAAUUAUUCUAAUAUUGAAGGAGACUUGCAAUAGUAGUUCGGCAAAAUAGAAAAAAUUCCAACAAGGCAAUAGUAAACACUUACUAUAAAUGAUUAAGAAUUAUUUAGGAUGGAAGAUAUUGACAAUAAGAAGAACAAAACGUCAAUGAACUAGUUUUUCCACUUUCCUUCUUCAGUUCCCAGGAUGCAAUAAGGCGUUUUCAAGGCUAGAAAACUUGAAAAUUCACAUGCGGUCCCACACAGGGGAGAAGCCAUACCUUUGCCAACAUCUAGGCUGCCCAAAGGCAUUUUCAAAUUCAUCUGACAGAGCCAAACAUCAAAGGACACAUCAAGAUACAGUAAGUAAACACCACUCUCUACAUGUACUUGGUAAUAAAAUGAAUCAAUGUAGUAUAGUGAAACCCUGCAGCUUCAAGGACACCCUCUUCAUACAGACACCUCAUUAUUACAGACAGUUUCCUUUGCCCCUGGGGAAUGAAAACCCUUACAUUUUCUCAAAAUUCAACCUGCUUAAUUCGGACACCCAUUAAUAGGGACGCUUUCUAUGGCCUCCUCAGUGUCCCCGUAUUAAUGGGGUACGUUUGACUGUACUGAGAUUAUUAUACAGUAAAACCCUGCAGCAACUCUGAAGGGUGACAAAAAACAGUUUGAAUUAGUGGGGAAUUUGAGUUAUCUAUACCAAACCCUAAAUGAAGUCCUGGCAAUUUGACCACUGAAAUCCUUUUGUGGCAAAGUCAAUUAAAGAUAAUCCCCCUUCACCCUUACAUGGACAGUAAAAGAGUAAAUUCUACUCCAAAAGUCUGCUAUAUUCUAUAUUUAAAGAAAAACAUGUAUCACAAGUGAAUGGUGCAGUUUCUUGAAUAUCAGUGUAGUUCUUAAUUUAAAAAUCUUGACAGCUACUAGAAAUCAAAAUAUUUUAAUUCCCUUCCUCCUCAUACUGCGUGAUGUUUUUCAAACCUCCCUUAAGUGCGCACCCUGAGACCUAGGCAUAGGCCUUUGCUUGCAGCAAUUUAAGGACUUAAAUCAUCACAUAAAAUUGAGCUGUGAAAGAGUUAAUACAGUAGAACCUCAAUAACCCAAACUCAAAUGUACCCUUUUACUGUAUUAUUUAGUUAGAACUACCUUAUUAAUAGCCGUUAAUAAUACAGUGUACCCAUCAAUAAUGGAGGUUUGGGGGUUAGAGAAAAGGUGUCAUACAGUGCAGUCUGUAAACUCUUUUAAUCCAAGAGGGUACUUAUGCCAAAAAUCAAAAUUCAUGCAAAACAGCAACUUUGAUGUUCCGAAAUAAGGAAAACCUAACAUAAAAGUAUAGCCUAAGGGGUUUGAUUUGAAUGGUUACGCUUUAACCCUUAAAGCCCUGAUAUCCACAUACAAAUUCUCCAGACUGACCUCUAUACAUUUCCUUAAAGAAUUAGUUGAGAGAAUUUGAUAAAAGAUCAAAGAUUUUUCUCUUUUUGAUCAUUUUAUUAAUUCUCAUCGACUUUGCUCUUGACAAUCUAUGGAUAUCAUUCGGAGAAAAUCGAUGUUGGUCACUAUUGGGAUUAAAAGGGUUAAGAUUUGGCCCACAGGGAUUAAGUUUGCAUUAGGUCAGUAUGUGUUCUCUCGUUGACUCAAGGGCUGAAGAAAGUUUAAAUAUGUUGCCCUUUUUGAGUAUUGUGACAUAAUAUUUUUUUUCCUGCUAUUUGCAGAAACCAUAUGCAUGUCAAGUUCCUGGUUGUCCAAAGAGAUACACAGACCCAUCUUCACUUAGAAAGCAUUUCAAACAACAUGCUAAUGGCAAAAUGCCACAGCAGAACUCAAAUACAAAGGUAUGUCUCUUUCUUAUGAUUUUUAAAACCCAUUGCCUUUUGCCCCUGUACAGUGGAACCUUGCUAUAAUGAACCUGUCCUUGGUAUAGCGAGCGAUUUUCUUUACCACAGAAAUAGUAAAAUAUAGGGAAAAGAACCUUGAUAUAACCAAACAUUGUUAUAUCAAUAGCAAACAAAUUUUGCCAGUCCCUUGGCCCUUUGUCUUAUCGAAUUGCCACUGUAGCUGUUUCAUCACAGAACAGAUUUGUAUUCCUGGCUUAAAGUUGCACAUUGAUAAACAAAAAGAAGAGACUUUUCAUUUAACUGGACUCUUUUAAGCAGCACUGGCAACAGAUGGGUGUUCGGAGUUCUCUGGAUUAGGCAGAAACCACUGACUUUCACCUUAACCUUUGAACACCAUGUGCCUCUAUCAGAAUUCAAACAAUAAAUAAUAAUCUUGUACCCCAUUUUCUGCAAAAGAUACAGUUUUUGCUGCUAUUAUUCCACUGAAAAUAAUAUUCUUUUAUUGCCAUUUCCGCAAUGUUGUGACUUUGAAAUUAGGAAAGAAAAACAGAAACAACCUUUCUUACCAAUAUACUUGUAAUGUCCUUAUGACAAAAUUUAAUGCUAUAUUUUGUUUUAUAUCAGACAAAACAGAAAACAAGAGGAAACAGAUCAUCAAAAAGAGACCUACUGUGUGCAGGGGUGACAAGACCUUUGUCAGAUUUUGCCUUUAUGGACGAAUUUCAAGCAAGAAAGCGCCAGAAAAUGCUAGAUACACUUCGUCAGACAACAGAGAAAAAACUUGCUCUGGAAAAUGGUUUUGCUCAAGCACUUCCUGAUACUCAAAGAGCUUGGUAUGGUCCAGAAAGCAUGUACAGACAGUACAAUCCACCACCUUCACAACCUGUAGCAAGAGCGAGCACACCAACUCCCGAAGAGGAACAAGACUUUCGCUAUACUCAAAUGUUGAGCUCAAUGGAAAUCCCCACAUUUGAGGAGACAUUGAAACCACUGAUGAGUGGUUAUUCAACGUAGCUAACAAGCUUCGCUGACUCAAAUGGUCCAAGAACUUGAAUUCAAAGAAGAACCCACAAACUUGUACAAACAAGUUUUGAUGCAGACAGAAGACACAUGGUUUACAUUAGCACUGUAUAUGUCAUACUUGUCAGGACCGGACUGUAAAUAACAGGAACUAGGAGAUUGUUUUUGGGGGGUCAUGCUUGAUGAAACCUAAGAAUUUCAUAAAAUGAUGCAGAUGUGACGAGGCCACUUGUACGUGUCCGUAAAAAUUGUUUUUGCUAGAGGAAAAUAGAAACUGUACUUGCUUGUACAUGUAGGGUUAAAGAACAGGAACCCUACAAGAUCAGGCAUAAUGACUUUCAAACUCAAGGGAAAAUCACAAGUUAGUGGUAAUGGUUAUUCAUAGGAAAUUAGCAUUUUUAUUAUAAGAUUUUAAAAUUGUUUAUACAUCCAGCAAGCAUGUAAAAGCUAUUUGGCACCAUUAAAUGAAGUUAGUACUAUUUUAUUGUAAAAGUACUCGAGUGAGAAGAUUUGAAUUCAAAUGUAUUUUUCGCUGCUGCUUAAAAAAUUAAUUUCUAAUUUAAGUAAGAAUUGAAUUUAUGGAAGUACAUGUAAGAUGUGUUGAAAAGUUAUUUUGAUACAGAGACUUCUGCAAUGGUGAAAAGGUACAGACUGUUAAGCUGCGCAAUUAAAAGUAAUGGAAACUUCCUGGCAUAAUCCAUUUCCUUAAUAAUGAGCUUUAAUAUAAUAAUUAAUAAUGUUGCAUAAAAUAUUUUCAUUGUAGUUAGUUCAUAAUUAUGUCAGGUCAAUGUCCAACUUGUUGCUAAUCUCAUUUUUGCCAACAACAUUUUGUACAAUCUCUGUUGUUUUAAUCAGUAAUUUAUUGUACCAUAAACCAUCAUACAUGCAGUAGAAGUGAGCCACACCUACUUUACAUACAUUUCAUUCAUUAUUAUAUUCCUCUUUUGUCCUUUCAAUUUUCCAGUUCUUUAUCACCUAAAUAGGUUAUACACAGUCAUGGUAAAGACACCAACAAAAAUAGCGCAUUGUCAAUUGACUGUAUUCCAGAAUAAGAAUAAAAGCGAUAAGCUUUAAAAGUCACUCAUUUUGGCAUUUAUUGCUUUGCAAUAGCUAGAAAUCUGCUUGCAAUAAAAUAUCCCAAUGUAUGUAGAGUUAAGUGGCCCAGAAUACAAUCAAACACACCCUUAAAGAGACGGCCUUAUAUCAUUAAAAAGUCUGGCUGUGGAAAAACCCUGCUAUUGUUGAAACUUUAUGUAAAUAUCAAGCACUUUUUCUUUUACUUCUGAUUCAUCAGCAUGCAUAGAAAAACAGCUUGUAUUUCUAACUUUUUUAUAGUUACUGUUUUGAGACUUGCAGGAUUAACAUCAGAUUAUUAAAAAAUAUUGAUAGUAUGGUUAUAUGAUAGUUUUUAAUAAAACAUUAUUAAUUGAGUGUUACAAGGCCUGAAUUCAUUUAUUUGUAAAUUUCUAGAUGAGGCUGGGGUUUCAAAAAAAUUGAGGUAGCCAGCAGGUUAAAAUACAUGCAGUAACCGACUGUAUCUCCAAGGGGCCAGUAGUCCACUUUUCCAGAGGUGUCUUGGGGCAUGCUCCCUCAGAAAAUUUUAAAAUUUCAAAGCGCUAAUAAGUGAUUUCUAGCAUUCAGGGGACUAGACUGAGUACAAAAGAGAAUGUUUUCCAUUCAAGAAAAUUUGCAUGGCUCAAAUUUGGCUAAAACUUCAAGUCAAAUUUUGAUCUAUCAGCCACACAAUCAACU
Porites lobata is the source of this 23885-nucleotide messenger RNA. The record is from the annotation of a GenBank genome assembly. Lineage: Eukaryota; Metazoa; Cnidaria; Anthozoa; Scleractinia; Poritidae.